Linum tenue is the source of this 1086-nucleotide messenger RNA. The record is from the annotation of a GenBank genome assembly. NCBI's taxonomy places the organism in Eukaryota, Viridiplantae, Streptophyta, Magnoliopsida, Malpighiales, Linaceae.
CACUGUUUUACUUUCUCCUUAUUGUCUUCUGACAGAGACAACAGCAGAGCUGCAGAAUGAGGCAUAAGACUUCUGUCAAGAUUCGUCUUGUCGCUGCUCCUGAGAUGCAGAGGACUGCCGGGAUAUAAGUAUAUGAGUGCAUGUGGAUUUGAUGACCUUAGAAUUACUUAACCAGUAAACCCCUUGACCAAAGGUUUGGUUUGAAGCUUCUUUUUUUUUUUUUUUUAUGGAUUCUUGUACAUGAGAUUUUCCAUAUUCCUCGAUGUUACCAAUUAAAGAAGGCGCCUAAUAUAGCGCCAAACCAUCAUCGUUGGUUCUUAGGAGUCGAGCCAGAGGUCAGCAAUCGUCUUUGUUGUUAGAAAACGCACAUUUCUUGGGAGGCCAGUUUUUGUUCAUUAUUUAAGAAGCGUGGAUCUUCAAGCAAACAAAAUCCAAAUCAUUCUCUCUCUCUCUCUACAUUCUAUCCAUUUCCGCUCUCAACAAGCCUUCAUGAUCUGCGGGUGUCUUUCUGAGUCUCAAACAUACAGCAACCCCUCCAAAAUGACGACAACAGCCUCCUCCCUUGAGAACAGAACGGAAAGGGCGCAACUUCUUGGUGGUUCAAACAACGUCACAAAGCCUAAAGCCAUGACUCCUGAGGAAAUCAGAGCCAAAUACAGGAAAUCUGCGAAUAAUGUCUCCUCAGCCGCUGCACACGCCAAGAAUAUGCUUGUAGAAAGAAAAGAGAAAUUGGAGAAAAUCAGUCAACAUUCAGAGGAGCUGGAAAGUAGAUCUCAAGACUAUGCAUCAAUGGCCAAGGAGCUUGCCAACAGAAUGGAGAAGAAGAAAUGGUGGCAACUCUGAGCCUGUCUGGAAGACCAGAAGAAGACUCGACGGCCAGAAUUGAUGAGUGAUACUGAAGUCUGAUGUUCAAUUCAAUACAAUUCCUAGAUAUGCAUCUAAUUAGACGGUAGAGCUUAGACCAGACCAUAUUUUCCGGCCUGCAAUUAACAGAGAACAAUUGCUAGUGCUGGUAAAAGAGUUUCAAUAAGAUGAUAUCCUUGUAGAUGCUUUCAUGUUGAAAGCUUACCUCCCUGGCUGUUCUGC